AUGACAGAUAUUAAACAUAGCCAAGAUAAAGAGAGACACGAGAUUAACUGGAAAAAUGAAGCUUAUUCACAACAUUCUCAUCAUUCGAUCAAUCUUUACGCUCAACAACUAGUGACGAGUCCAGUUAAAGAUCGUUUAACAAAAAUGGUUGGUAUAUCUUCGACAGCACCGAUUGCUUCCGAAAACUUAGACAAGGAAGAAAGUGAUAGCCUAAGUGGUUAUAGUGACGAUGAAAAUCACAAACGAAAACAACGUCGUUACAGAACUACAUUCACAUCGUUUCAAUUAGAAGAAUUAGAAAAGGCUUUUCAACGUACACACUAUCCAGAUGUUUUUAUGAGAGAAGAAUUAGCCAUGCGAAUUGAUCUCACUGAAGCACGCGUACAGGUAUGGUUUCAAAAUCGUCGUGCCAAGUGGCGCAAGCGUGAAAAAAUGAAUCCAACAUGCGUCCUAAACACACCAACAAUACCAGCAACUCAUCCACUACUUCCAAACACCCAUACGCAUCCAUUAUUUGCUCCGCCAGCAAGUCUUCUUAAUCGUCUCAGUUCGUUUUCUCAAGCUGAAAUCCUGUCAUCCUAUUCCUCCAUAACAUCAUCAUUCCUUAAUGCAACAGCUGCAUGUUUACCAAUGUUUCCACCAACAACACCGUUUUGGCCAUCGACAAAUCAAUUGGGAUCGACCUAUCCAAACUUUGCAAUCUUACAACAAUUAGCACAAAUGGCUGCUGCUUCCUUGGUAUCCACAACAUCUUGCGAAAGUGAAAAAUCAUCGAUGAUCGAUACAAAACUUUCCAACAAUGAUGUGAACAGUAGCCAUAAUAACAGCGCUAGCAGUAGCAACAAUAGCAGCACGACAACAUCGCCCAGCAAAAAACGGAAGCGUUCUGUAAGUAGUUCCAACGAAACAUCGUCUGAUCAGCCAACAUCUUCGAUCACAAGUUUUGUUACACGUGCUGAUCAUGAUGAAACUCGUCGAACAAGUAGUAUCGCUGCACUUCGACUCAAAGCCCAUGAACAUUCGAGUAAACAACAUGACUUAUCAUCGCCAAAAUCAACUCCUGUUAUUGGUGUUGUACAAUAA
Adineta ricciae is the source of this 1083-nucleotide messenger RNA. The record is from the annotation of a GenBank genome assembly. Lineage: Eukaryota; Metazoa; Rotifera; Eurotatoria; Adinetida; Adinetidae.